GACCAUUUGUCUUGCCGUAGGAAAGAAGGGGUCACGGAAGUAGUGCAUGCUGGGAGAACACGUGUUUACGGUGGAGUUUUCAGUGGAUCUGUCUGAUUAACAGGCCGGGACAUCAUGGCGGACGGAAAGAGUCAGGGGGGCGGCGACGACCGCUUCCUGCGGGUGAAGAAGGACCCGCGUUUCUGGGAGAUGCCGGAGAAGGAGCGCAAGAUCAAGAUCGACAAGCGCUUCCAGUCCAUGUUCCACGACCAGCGCUUCAAGCUCAAGUACACCGUGGACAAGCGCGGGCGUCCCAUCAGCCACUCCUCCACCGAGGACCUGAAGCGCUUCUACAACCUGUCCGACUCCGACCCGUCGGACGACGGCCGGGACGAGAGGGCGCAGGGCAAGAAGAAAGAGAAGAAGAAGACGAAGAAGAAAAAGUCAGAAACGAAGGUGGACUCUGUAACGCAACAGGAUGUUGAGGAGGAUGAAGGGGGAGAAGAAGAAGAAGAAGAGGUGGAGGACUUGCCAGUAAAAGCCUUGAAGAAAGGCAAGGAGACUCUCAAGUCCAAAAACAUGGAGGCUCCCCAGGGCCCCGUCAGAGGAGUGAAAGUCUAUGAGGAAGAUGAGGAGGAAGAGGAGGAAGCCAGCAUCGGGAGUGACGGAGAUGUAGUGGAGGCCAGUGAAGGUGGCAGUGAGGAAGAUGAGGAUGAUGAUGAUGAUGAUGAUGAUGAUGAUGAAGAGUCCGAGGAGGGCAGCGACAGCGACAGCGGCCCUGACUUGGCUCGCGGGAAGGGCAACGUGGAGACCAGCUCCGACGAAGACGAGGACGACGAUGUGGAGGAGCUCGUGAGGCCUGAGGAAGAGGAGCUGGAGCACGACUGGGGCGAGAUGUGGAAGGAUGCUCCCCGAGCCGAGGACGUCACCUGUAGACUGGCAGCCUGUAACAUGGACUGGGACAGACUGAAAGCCAAGGACCUGCUGGCUCUGUUCAGCUCCUUCAAGCCUAAAGGAGGCGUUGUGCUAUCUGUCAAGAUCUACCCGUCCGAGUUCGGGAAGGAGCGCAUGGAGGCGGAGCGGAUGCAGGGACCCCUGGAGCUGGUGACGCUGCCGGAGAACCCCGAUAAGGACACGGAGGAGGAGAGGAUUUAUCGUGAGAAAAUGAGAGAAUACCAGUUCAAGCGCAUGCGAUACUUCUACGCCGUGGUGGAGUGUGACUCGACGGAGACGGCCGGCAAGAUCUACGAGGAGUGCGACGGGUUUGAGUACGAGAGCAGCAGCUCCAUGAUCGACCUCAGGUUUAUUCCGGACGACGUUUCGUUCGAUGAGGAGCCGAAAGACGUUGCCGCAGACGUGGACUUGGCUUCCUACACCCCCAAAUUCUUCACCUCCACAGCCACGGCGACCUCGAAAGUGGAGAUCACCUGGGACGAGACGGACCACGAGAGAGUCACUGUGCUCAGCAAGAAGUUCAAGAAAGACGAGAUCCUCGACAUGGACUUCCAGGCAUACCUGGCCUCUUCUAGUGAAGAAGAAGAAGUAGAAGAAGAAGAGGAGGAGGAGGAGGAGAAUGAGCCAAAGGAAGAAGAGCUAGAAUCUGAAAAGGCAGAGGACUCAAAGACCAAGGGGAAGACCAAGAAGAGCGACACGGACCAGAUCGCCAAAUACCGGGAGCUUCUGAAGGGCAUCGCGGACAAGGACUCCAAGCAGCAGGACAGAGCCAUGGAGAUGGAGAUCACCUGGGUGCCAGGCCUGAAGGAGACAACGGAGCAGCUGGUGAAGAAGAAGAUGGAGGGGAAGACUGCGCCUACCCCCUGGGAGGACUUCCUGCAGAAGAAGAAGGACAAGAGGAAGGAGAAGAAGAAGGCCAAGACAAAGCAGGAGGCCGCGGAGUCCGACCUCAGCGAUGAUGAGCUGCCGCCAGACGUCGACCUCAACGACCCCUUCUUCGCCGAGGAGCUGGAAGGAACGGCACCGAAAGGCAAGUCAAAAUCAAAGAAGAAGAGAUCGAAGGAAGAGGAGAGGACUCCGGAGGAGGAAGAGGAAGUGGAGAAACGGAAGGCGGAGAUGGCACUGCUGAUGGACGACGCGGACGACGACAAGCACAAGCAUUUCAACUACGACAAGAUCGUGGAGCACCAGAACCUGACCAAGAGGAAGAUGAAGAAACUGAAGAAGAAGAACGAACUGCUGGAGGAGGACGACUUCCAGGUGGACGUGAAAGACCCUCGCUUCCAGGCGAUGUUCACCUCCCACCUGUACAACCUGGACCCCUCAGACCCCGGGUACAAGAAGACCCGGGCCACGCAGAACAUCCUGGAGGAGAAGCAGAGACGCCGGGAGGAGGCGCAGAGGAGCCGGGAGGAGGCGCAGAGGAGGCAGGGGGAGCCGGCUGCCAAGAGGAGGCAGCCCGUGCCCGGACAGGAAGUGGCUGUCGCCACGGAGACCCAGAAGGCAAUGCACCCGGGACUGUCCCAGCUGAUCAAGUCCGUCAAGAGCAAGACGGAAGAGUUCCACGCCAGGAAGAAGCAGAAGACGAAAUAGACUGGGCAAAAUUGCGCGUGUGUGUCUGUGUGAGUGUGUGUGUGUGUGUGUGUGUGUGUGUGUAGUGUCUACAGGGGUGUGUGUGUGUGUGUGUGUGUGUGUGUGUGUGUGUGUGUCUGUCUGAGUGUGUGUGUGUGUGUGUGUGUGUGUGUGUAGUAUGGUCUGUGUAUGUGUGUGUGUGUAACAGACAGCGAACCGGCAGAUUCCUUGAACUGGAGGAUUUCUGGUGUUUUAUCUAUUUCUCUUCUUGUUGAAGAAUCCAUUAUUUGGUUUUCUGAAAGGCUUGGCACAGAAUCCGUGUGUAAGACUUCACUGCAAAGCAGAGAUAUUUCCUAGCAGCCUCUCAGUGAAAGUGUCUUAUUGACAUGUAAGCUCUCACUAUGUACUGCGGUCGUCCAGGAAGUUCUUUUUUUUUUUUCUUUUUUUUUUUUUUCUUUUACAAACUGUCCCUGUGGAAUGCACUGGUAUAAAGUCUUUGAAGCACCCAGCACGAAUAGCUCCCGGGCAGACAGUUUCCUUUUUUUGUACUUGUUAUGUUGCAUAAAGGAUUCUCUUGUGCUUCAUCUUGGCUCUAGAACAAUACAGGACAUAACUAACCUUUUAAUUCCCAUCCUUCCGCUCGUUAAAAAAAAAAGAACCGGACGACCGCAAUUGCAGCCCUGGAUGGCUGUGAUCCUGGGGUGGAGACAGGCGGGGCAAAGCUCGCCUACAAAUGCCACCGUCGUAAAUAACGGACGGUGCUGUCUGCGACUCGUUCCGAGGCCCUGGGAAUGCUCAGACCGACCGUGGUGAUCUCUGCCAAGCCUUCAGCAGGUCAAGUUGAUCUCGACCUUUGACCUCUGUCUGACCGGGAAGCUCCGGUCACUCAAGGACGCUCAGGAUACUCCUAGGGGGGGUUAUAAAGGUCACUGGAGACAUCUUGCCCUCCCCCCCCCUUCAAGGACUCCUAUACCAACCUAUUCCCAGAACCUUAUGAAGGCCUUCCUGUACAUAGACCCUGUGGACUUUUCAAUACAUUUGAAACUCUUGUUCUCCCGAAGUUGUGAGUGUGAGAUGCGCAAGUCUACUGACUAAGUCUAAAUACUAACCUAUUUCUGCUUCGGGGUAAGGCUAAAGGUGUUCUGAGCUGGGGUGUCGGAGUCGGAUCCGGUGGGGUCCUGCCCUGCCCUGGAGAAAUCUCACCCAGUUUAGGACUAAGGCUAAAGGUGUUGACGUUGGAGCGUUCUGGGCUGGGGUUUUGCCCUGGAGGGGCUGAGAUGACUGAGGAAUCUUUCUCCCAGUUUGGUGACUGUGCAGAAGGUGGGGGGGGAAGUACUCAGUGACAGCUGUGGAAAUUAAAAUGAGUUUUAUGAAUUACAGACUUUAAAAAUG
This is a messenger RNA of Conger conger (European conger), 3897 nucleotides long. It is a transcript of the gene esf1, whose product is annotated as ESF1, nucleolar pre-rRNA processing protein, homolog (S. cerevisiae). Bases 115 to 2526 code for a protein of 803 amino acids. Gene Ontology annotation, biological process: rRNA processing. The record is from RefSeq and is a predicted model, not a curated record. Gene Ontology annotation, cellular component: nucleus. Gene Ontology annotation, molecular function: RNA binding. The transcript has 14 exons. NCBI's taxonomy places the organism in Eukaryota, Metazoa, Chordata, Actinopteri, Anguilliformes, Congridae.